GCUCAAGAAACAAAUUUAGGAUCUAGCUUUGAAGUGUUAGAGGGAGCUAGUAAUAAUUUGAAUGAACAUGAUAAUGAAUCUCAAAACUAUGCUGAUCUGCAAUCUGACGAGUAUACAGAUUUAGAUGAAGAAAUUGAAGAACAAGUUUUUGAUAGGAAGAAUAAAAAUCUAUUAAAGUAUGAAUCAGUCAAUACCCCAGCCAAAAUUACUGAUGCAGUCAAAAAGGAUCAAGCAAAAAAUGUCGUGUCU
This is a messenger RNA of Racocetra persica, 249 nucleotides long. Lineage: Eukaryota; Fungi; Glomeromycota; Glomeromycetes; Diversisporales; Gigasporaceae. The record is from the annotation of a GenBank genome assembly.